Gekko japonicus is the source of this 3212-nucleotide messenger RNA. RefSeq names its product ubiquitin specific peptidase 33 (gene USP33). The record is from RefSeq and is a predicted model, not a curated record. The coding region runs from base 19 to 2727 and encodes 902 amino acids. NCBI's taxonomy places the organism in Eukaryota, Metazoa, Chordata, Lepidosauria, Squamata, Gekkonidae. Gene Ontology annotation, molecular function: zinc ion binding; cysteine-type deubiquitinase activity. The transcript has 23 exons. Gene Ontology annotation, biological process: protein deubiquitination.
AUAGAUCCCGAUUUUGAAAUGGCUGCUGCUAAAAUGGCAGCACUCAACAAUGAUUGUCCACAUUUGGAAUCUGUUGGUGAGAUAACCAAGGAAGAUCUAAUACACAAAUCACAUGGCACUUGCCAGGACUGUAAAGUGAAAGGACCAAAUCUUUGGGCAUGCUUAGAGAAUAGAUGCUCAUAUGUUGGUUGUGGGGAGUCUCAUAUAGAUCACAGCACCGUACAUUCUCAGGAGACAAAGCAUUGUUUGACAGUUAAUCUUACCACAUUACGUAUCUGGUGUUAUGCAUGUAGUAAAGAAGUGUUUUUGGAAAGAAAACUGAGAUCUCAUUCGUUAUUGCAAACUGUACAGCUAUCUCAUCAAGAUCCUGAACACAUCAUACAGGAUAUUAGGCUUCCCAGUAUCCCAACACUGAAAAUUCCUCUAAUUGCAACAUUUGAGGACCUAGAUGUACAGGUAGAUGAAGAAGAUGAAUUCAAGGCAAGAGGUCUGACAGGUUUGAAAAACAUUGGGAACACUUGUUACAUGAAUGCAGCUCUUCAAGCGCUUUCAAAUUGUCCACAGUUAACACAGUUUUUCCUUGACUGUGGAAGUUUAGCUCGGACUGAUAAGAAACCAGCCAUUUGCAAAAGUUACUACAAGCUGAUGACAGAACUGUGGCAUAAAAGCAGGCCCGGAGCUGUUGUCCCCACAAAUUUGUUUCAAGGAAUUAAAACAGUUAAUCCAAUGUUUCGUGGAUACUCCCAACAGGAUGCACAGGAAUUUUUGCGUUGUUUAAUGGAUUUGCUCCAUGAAGAGCUAAAGGAACCUGUCAUGGAAGCAGAUGAUACUAACCUAGAGAAUGCAGAAGAGAGCAUGGAAGAAGACAAACGGCACUCUGAUGUAGACUUUCAGUCAUGUAGUAACACUGAUAAGGGGAGAAAUGAGGUUUGGUCAAAAUCUGCUACAGAGGACCAUGCAGAAGAUGCUAUGCUAAUUCAGGAUGAUGAAAACAUAUGUAAAGACUACCAGAAAGAGAAGUCCUUCUGUACCAGCAUGAACAGAGCAAGUUCCAUGGAAGACAUAGAAAAAGAUAUUAAUGGUUUCUUUGAAACAACUGAAUUUUUGCAUAACCAGGAAACCAUCAAGGUGCAAAUUCACUGCAAACAUUCAGACUAUAUCAAUGACGUCCAUAUGAAUGAUGUGUCUUUGCCACAAAGUUUGUCACCCAAAGAUGUGGGGAAUGCACGUUUAUCAACCAGCCCUCCCAAAUCAGGUUCCUUCUGGUCUGGGAUGGUAUCCUCACACAAAAAAGUUCCAACUGUAUCUUCUCCAAAAAAGAAGAAACACAAAAAAUACAGGAGUGUUAUCUCUGACAUAUUUGAUGGGACUAUCAUAAGUUCGGUACAGUGUCUGACAUGUGACCGGGUUUCUAUUACCCUGGAGACUUUCCAGGACUUGUCAUUACCUAUUCCAGGUAAGGAAGACCUUGCUAAGCUGCAUUCUGGAAGUCAUCAGACCUCUCUUGUCAAAGCAGGUUCUUGUGGUGAAGCAUAUGCUCCUCAAGGGUGGAUAGCAUUUUUUGUGGAAUACUUCAAAAGCUGGUUUUGGGGUCCAACAGUAACCUUACAAGACUGUCUUGCUGCGUUUUUUGCCAGAGAUGAACUAAAAGGUGACAAUAUGUACAGUUGUGAAAAGUGUAAAAAGUUAAGAAAUGGAGUAAAGUUCUGCAAAGUUCAACGCUUUCCUGAGAUAUUAUGUAUUCAUCUAAAAAGAUUCAGGCAUGAACUUAUGUUUUCCACAAAAAUUGGAACUCAUGUGUCGUUUCCUUUGGAAGGACUUGAUCUUCAACCUUUUCUUGCUAAGGACAGCCCAGCUCAAAUAGUAACAUACAAUCUCUUAUCAGUUAUCUGUCACCAUGGAACUGCCAGCAAUGGACAUUAUAUAGCUUAUUGCCGGAACAACUUAAAUAAUCGAUGGUAUGAAUUUGAUGAUCAGAGUGUCACAGAAGUACCAGAAUCAGCUGUCCAAAAUGCAGAAGCUUAUGUUCUUUUCUAUAGAAAAAGCAAUGAAGAAGCUAAAAAAGAGAGACAGAGAUUAUCAAGCCUUAAUGUAAUGGAACCAAGCCUCCUCCAAUUUUAUAUUUCUCGACAGUGGCUAAAUAAAUUCCGGACCUUUGCAGAACCAGGACCUAUUUCAAAUAAUGACUUUCUCUGUAUUCAUGGAGGAAUUCCUCCACAAAAGGCUACUUCUGUAGAGGACCUAGUAAUAAUGCUACCUCAAAACAUCUGGGAUAACCUGUAUAGCAGGUAUGGUGGAGGACCAGCCGUUAACCAUUUAUAUGUUUGUCAUACUUGUCAAAUGGAAACAGAGAAAAUAGAGAAACGAAGGAAAACGGAACUGGAAAUGUUUAUUCGGCUUAACAGAGCAUUCCAAGAGGAGGAGUCUCCAUCCAUAUUUUAUUGUAUAAGUAUGCAGUGGUUUAGAGAAUGGGAAGGGUUUGUGAAGGGCAAGGACAGUGAUCCUCCAGGUCCCAUUGACAAUACCAAAAUUGCUGUCAGUAAAUGUGGAACUGUUCUUUUGAAGCAAGGAGCUGAUUCUGGACAGAUUUCUGAGGAAACAUGGCAUUUUCUCCAAUCAAUCUAUGGAGGAGGACCAGAAAUCAUACUGCGACCACCUGUUCCUCAAACUGAACCUGAGCCUUUGGAAACUGAAGAUAAGAUUGAAUUAGAAACACACAGUCUGUAAUCAUCAUCAUCAUCAGGAUGAUUUCUCUUGAGAUUCUUUAUAAUGAACAACAUACAUUCCCAGAUCUCUUCUAUAUUGCUGUUUUACUUUGGUUUCCUAGAGAGGGAACAGGAUGUUGGGCAUUAUUGCAUUUGUUGAAGAAUGAAUCAGAACUUGUAAUUUAAAAAUUCUAAUAAUUUGUUACAGCCUUUAAGGAGACUGGUCUCAGACUGACAGAUGUACCUAUGUAAUCAUAUGCACAAAGUAGCAAUGAAGGAUUUAAUUGUUAUUUUCUGAUCUCUCUGCAUUUUCAGGCUGUUUUUAAUUAUGUUUUGUCAAAGCUAGGAUUAAAGGGUGCAUAUUUUAAACAGAUUGUGGUGAUAUUGUAAGAAAUUGGCCUAAUGUCCUAUGAAAACUCAGGAAAAGCUGUUUUACUUUUAUUUGCAGUGCACUGUAGAGAAUAAUGAAAUAAAUUUCAAAUGCUUUUCAUACAUCAACUAUGUUAA